Molecule: messenger RNA, 1251 nt
Organism: Nannospalax galili (Upper Galilee mountains blind mole rat)
Lineage: Eukaryota; Metazoa; Chordata; Mammalia; Rodentia; Spalacidae
Gene: Pdcd2
Product: programmed cell death 2
Exons: 6
Coding region: 36-1070 (344 amino acids)
Cellular component (GO): nucleus; cytoplasm
Source: RefSeq, a predicted model, not a curated record
GUCCGGCGGCACAAACGGAAGGUGCAUCUGCACCUAUGGCAGCGAGCAAGUCCCAACCGGUGGAGCUGGGCUUCGCCGAGGAGGCGCCGUCCUGGAGGCUGCGCAGCGAGCAAUUCCCCAGCAAGGUGGGCGGGCGGCCGGCGUGGCUGAGUGCCUCCGGGCUGCCGAGGCCAGAGGCGAUGGCUUGCGCCCGCUGCGGUCGGCAGCUCACCUUCCUGCUGCAGCUGUACGCACCACUGCCUGGCCACGCCGACGCCUUCCACCGGGGCCUCUUCCUCUUCUGCUGCCGGGAGCCGCCGUGCUGUGCCGGACUGCGAGUUUUUCGGAAUCAGCUUCCGAGGAAAAAUGAGUUUUACUCAUAUGAGCCACCUUCUGAGACCCCAUCCUCAGACAGAGUAGAAUCUGUGUGCCUCCAGCUUAAGUCUGGGGCUCAUCUCUGCAGAAUUUGUGGCUGUUUAGGCCCUAAAACAUGCUCCAGAUGCCAGCAGGCACACUAUUGCAGUAAGGAGCAUCAGACCCUGGACUGGAGGUUGGGACAUAAGCAGGCUUGUACACAACCAGAUCAUUUGGACCACCCAGUUCCAGACCACAACUUCCUGUUUCCAGAAUUUGAAAUUGUAACAGAAACAGAAGAUGAGAUUAUGCCUGAGAUUGUGGAAAAGGAAGAUUACUCUGAGGUUACAGGAAGCAUGGAGGAAGUACUUGAGGAAGAACUGGAUUCCAUGGCAAAGCAUGAAUCUAAGGAAGAUUACAUUUUUCAGAAGUUUAAAUCCCAAGUAGCCCUUGAGCCAGAGCAGAUUCUCAGAUACGGACGAGGUAUUAAGCCCAUCUGGAUUUCUGGUGAAAAUAUCCCUCAAGAAAAAGAUAUUCCAGAUUGCCCGUGUGGUGCCAAGAGAAUAUUUGAAUUUCAGGUUAUGCCACAGCUGCUGAACUACCUAAAAGCAGACAGACUGGGCAAGAGUGUUGACUGGGGAGUCUUGGCUGUCUUCACCUGUGCUGAGAGCUGUAGCCUGGGCACUGGCUACACAGAGGAAUUUGUGUGGAAACAAGAUGUAAUAGACACACCAUGACAAUAUCUUAAAGCCUUAAAAUGUUCCUUAUGUUAACUUAAUUCCAGCUCAAAGACUUUAUCCUAGGAAACUAUCAGAGAUGGAAGUAUGAAGAUGUUGCUUGAGGAAUUAAUUUACAAUGUCUAAAUAUUACUAAAGGAAAAGCAUCCAAUGACAAAUUAAAAUUUUGGUAUUAUCCACA